Molecule: messenger RNA, 603 nt
Organism: Rasamsonia emersonii CBS 393.64
Lineage: Eukaryota; Fungi; Ascomycota; Eurotiomycetes; Eurotiales; Trichocomaceae
Product: Cutinase
Exons: 2
Coding region: 1-603 (200 amino acids)
Biological process (GO): carbohydrate catabolic process
Cellular component (GO): extracellular region
Molecular function (GO): cutinase activity
Source: RefSeq, a predicted model, not a curated record
AUGCAAAUUGCCAGCAACAUCGGCGUCUGGGUCGGACCGCAGUUCUUCAGUGCCCUUUCGAGCAAGAUUUCCUCUGUAGCUCUUCAAAGCGUCGAUCCGUCUGCUUACAAGGCUGAUCUUGAGGGGUAUUUGGCUGAAUGGGGCAGCAAUGACGGCGCCAAGUCGCUUGCAGAGACGGUCGAUGCGUAUGUCGCCAAAUGCCCGGAGUCGGCGGUCGUGGUGUCGGGGUGGAGCCAGGGCGCUCUCGUCGUGCACAAAGCCCUCGAACAGCUCUCGUCCUCAGCCCUAAAACAAGUCGCCGGCGUCGUCACCUUCGGCGACCCGAACCACCUCUGGGACAACAUCUCGCUACCGGCGAGCAUCAAGAGCUUCACCUCGCCCUGCGUGACAGGGACCAUCUUCGACCCGCUGUGCGCACAGCUGCCGCGCGAUUUCAAAAUGCCGACGUCCCUGUCAGACAUCGUGAGCCCCUUCAAGAAGCUGCCCAGCGUGGCCGUCGGCGAGCAGCAGGCAGAGGCCGCCGCGAGCUUGGUCAAGCAGUUCCCGGGACAGCUGGCGGCCAGCUGGGACGCGUUUGUGCACCGUUUGUACGGCUGCUCCUGA